Messenger RNA from Phyllopteryx taeniolatus (common seadragon), 2672 nucleotides. It is a transcript of the gene mtdha, whose product is annotated as metadherin a. The coding region runs from base 73 to 1512 and encodes 479 amino acids. NCBI's taxonomy places the organism in Eukaryota, Metazoa, Chordata, Actinopteri, Syngnathiformes, Syngnathidae. Gene Ontology annotation, cellular component: nucleus. The record is from RefSeq and is a predicted model, not a curated record. The transcript is spliced from 10 exons. Gene Ontology annotation, molecular function: transcription coregulator activity. Gene Ontology annotation, biological process: positive regulation of canonical NF-kappaB signal transduction; regulation of transcription by RNA polymerase II; positive regulation of angiogenesis.
AGCAUGCAGCUGCUAACAGUUAGCAGCUAGCUGUUAGCCGCUUCGGUCAUCCAGUUCAUUCGUAGCCCAAACAUGGCUCGAGGAGACUGGCGAGGCUUUGCGCUGGAAGAAGCCGAGCUCUUUUCCGGGCGCCUGAAGGAUCUGCUGUCCUCCGGCCAAGCGUAUGUCCGCAGCCAUCUGGGCUUAGACCUGGGUCUGGAGCCCGAGCUGUACCCGACCUGGCUCACGCUGACGACGGCCGCCGUCUGCGCUCUGUUCUUGCUGGCAGCCUUCUGGGCCGCCGUCUGCGGCGGGAGGAAGCGGAGCAUCCCGGCGGUCACCCCAAGCGGCGGUGUGCCCGUCACCAAGGGCCUUGUGACCAAAACGGUUAAGCCGGAGGUGAUGAAGAAAAGAAACGUGAAGAAAGCGGCGGAUAAGUUUCAACUGAAGACUCAGUCCAACGGACAGCCUGCUGCCGCUGUGAUAAUGCAACAGGAAGUCAAAGUCCCGAAGCUGUUUGCCAAGCUGCCGCUGCCCAUCAAAACUCGGAAUGCGCCCGACGUGCAACCGCCGGCACAGGUGAAAAAAGACAAGCAGAAAAGCAAGAAGAGCGUAAAAUCGGCACAGUUUGUGGUCACGCAUGACGGGAAAGAACCUGACGAAGGCACGUGGGAGACCAAAGUCAGUAACCGUGAGAAGAAGCAGCAGCGCCAGAAGGAGAAGUGCCCCGAGACCUGCGGUGGCCCGGAAAGGACGCACGCCGCCAAGAGCCACGUGGAGUCCACCAGCAACGUGAAGAAGAAAAACAGAGUAGCUAACGAAUCCCAGCACUCAAGAUCAGCCGCGAAAGGGCCAUCCUGCCAGGGAGGAGACUGCGUCAACAGCGGAGGGCGGAACGACUUUCCCGCCAAGAUCUCGGUAACCCAGAUGGGUUCUGCGGAGACGAGCAAGUGGGGUUCCCACUGCCGCACCCGAGCCGAACCCCGGUCCUGCACCCAGAAGUCACAAGGUGGCGCUCAGACAUGGGUGGCUAACAUGAAAUCGGACGUCAACCCGCUCUCUUUGUCCAUGCAGCGACUGAACGCGGCGGCGGAGCCGCUGUCCAAGUCCAUGGAGCUGCAGUGGACGAGCCACGCUGACGAACAAUGGGGCGGUACAAACGGCGUGGAGCCCGGCUCCGACUGGAAUGCCCCCGCGGAGCCCUGGGGCAACUACGAGCAGCCCCAGGAGGCGAUGAGGCAACUGAAGGAGCGGCCCCCCGCCAACAAGGUGAUGGAGGAUGAGAAGGACAACGAGGAUCCAGUAGGGGGUGCCGCAAAGUCCAAGAAGAAGAGGAAAAAGAAAAAGAAAAGCGAAGAGGAUGCCCUGUGCCAGGCUCAGGCGGGAAACUUUGUACCCAAAUCUGAAGAUCUUCCCGCUGCUGCCUCCAAAAAGCCGAGCAUAUCAUCAUCCCGGAAGCAACCCGAGCAGAACGCAGCGGCGGCGGCGGCGGCGGCAAAAAAAGACAAGAAAAAGAUCAGAAGGGAAACCUAGAAGGCACCUGAUGACUCCUUUGCCAACCUUUUUAUGCAAAUGAUUGUGGAAUUCGUCAUUAUGCAAUAAUGAGCAGCUUCUUUGUGGAAUACGUUUUUUAUCUAAUUAUUAUUAAUAAUAAGACGAAGAUGAUCACUUACGCGGCGAUGGGAAGUGAUGAAAUGUGGCGAGGACGGGGUCCUAUGGACUUGAGUCUAAUUUGCACUAUUUUUGAUGCACAGCGGACUUUUUAUGAAUUUUUAUCAUUUAUUGAUAUUUAGGUUCCAUUUUUUUGCGCUUGUUCAGUUACACUUUUAUUGAAUGACUUCCCUGCUGUCCUUGUUUAAAAAAAAAAAAAAAAAAUGCUCUAGUGAGGGACGGUGUGUUAAGUGGUCAAUUUAAUUUCAUUUGAGAGAUAUUAUACUUCAAACAAAUUUUAUUUAAAAGCCACUAGCGGAAACUGUAACGUGAAUACAUUUUUUUCUUUUUUUUUUUUUUCAGAGCCAUCAGGGAGAACUGUAAAUGUUAAAAAAAUAAAACAAUGAAAUGAAAGUUAUCAUAAAAUAAGAGUAAUGUAAACAAUUAGAUGUAAUGUGAAAAAUUCAACAAAAUGUUCAAUUGAAAUGAGAAAACAACAAUUUAAUAUAAAUCAAGAGCUAGUGUGGGGUGCUGUAAUGUAAAAAAAAAAAAAAGGACAAAUGCAAUUUUAAAUUACAACUUUAAAAAAUGACAGUAAAUAGCCAGUGUGAUUGUAAAUUAAAAAUUAAGAUUUGAUCAAGAGCUACCAUGUCAGUGGAAUGUGAAAAAAAAUUUGAAAUUUAAAAUGACAAAAUAUAGAUGAAAGUAAUAGCCACUAGGGGACACAGUAAUGUGAAAAAUGAAGUCACAAGGGGACACUGUAAAGAGAUCUUUCGAAGUGAAUUUUUACCAUUUACUUUAACAUAAGUUUGUGCUUAGUGGGAUUAUCUCAUGAUGCACCAUCAAAUAUUGACAGAAUAUAUUUAUCUGCCAUGUUUAUCCUGCUCCUAAGUUUGACCCUUUUUUAUACUUCUAUUACAUAAGCAUUUUAUAACCUUCAAAAGGAUGCUCACUCACCCCUGUUGUAAGGACCUUUUUUUUUUUUUUGUUAAUUUUUUGUGAAUGGAAAGCGUAAGCAACUUUAAUUCCAACACGUAAAAUAA